UUCCGUACGUCAAACAAAUCUUUUCUUUUCCGACCCAGUCAAGAUGGGUAUCAGUCGUGAUCAUUGGCAUAAGCGGCGGGCUACAGGUGGUAAACGCGCGCCCAUCCGCAAGAAGAGGAAAUAUGAGUUAGGUCGCCCGGCUGCCAACACUAAGCUCGGUGCGCAGCGCAUUCAUCUGGUUCGUUCCCGCGGAGGCAAUACCAAGUACCGCGCGCUGCGUCUUGAUACUGGCAAUUUCUCUUGGGGUUCUGAAUGUACCACCCGCAAGUCACGUAUAAUUGAUGUGGUAUAUAAUGCAUCCAACAAUGAGUUGGUGCGCACAAAGACACUGGUGAAGAAUGCUAUUGUUGUGGUAGAUGCCACCCCCUUCAGGCAGUGGUAUGAGUCACACUAUCUGCUGCCUCUUGGCAGAAAGAAGGGUGCAAAGUUGACAGAGGCUGAGGAGGCAAUCAUCAACAAAAAGCGCAGUAAGAAGACCGCCAAGAAGUACUUGACCAGACAGCGCCUUGCGAAGGUGGAAGCAGCCCUGGAGGAGCAAUUCCAUACUGGACGUUUACUAGCGUGUGUGGCGAGUCGGCCUGGCCAGUGCGGUCGCUCCGAUGGCUACGUGCUGGAAGGAAAGGAACUGGAGUUCUACCUAAGGAAGAUCAAAUCCAAGAGGGCUAAGUGAGAAGUGUAAUUGUAUAAAUAAAACCUAAAAAGCAA
Hyposmocoma kahamanoa is the source of this 705-nucleotide messenger RNA. It is a transcript of the gene RpS8, whose product is annotated as 40S ribosomal protein S8. Gene Ontology annotation, cellular component: ribosome; cytosolic small ribosomal subunit. Bases 44 to 670 code for a protein of 208 amino acids. The record is from RefSeq and is a predicted model, not a curated record. Gene Ontology annotation, biological process: maturation of SSU-rRNA from tricistronic rRNA transcript (SSU-rRNA, 5.8S rRNA, LSU-rRNA); translation. Gene Ontology annotation, molecular function: structural constituent of ribosome. NCBI's taxonomy places the organism in Eukaryota, Metazoa, Arthropoda, Insecta, Lepidoptera, Cosmopterigidae. The transcript has 6 exons.